Nerophis lumbriciformis (worm pipefish) is the source of this 1176-nucleotide messenger RNA. NCBI's taxonomy places the organism in Eukaryota, Metazoa, Chordata, Actinopteri, Syngnathiformes, Syngnathidae. The record is from RefSeq and is a predicted model, not a curated record.
AUGUCCGGCCAGGUGCCCGGCGAAGAGACUACGCUCCUGCCAGUCACUCUGAAUGCACCCAUUCAGCUGACUGCAAGCGACAAGACCGCAGAAGUAGAAUUCAAGGAGGAAGAAGACGAAAAAUCGAAGGAUGAUGAAGACGUUCCGGGUGCUGACGACGUCACCUUGCCGUGGCCCGGCGACCGGGAGAAAAAGAGCCAGAACACAGACGCCGUGUCGGCGGGAACGCCGACGCCUGACGACGAUGACGGCGGGCUGAGCAAAGCCAAGUGGCGCGAGAGCAUGCCCGAGGGCGACAAGUGGAGAGACGACACGCCGGCAUCGCCGAGGGACAGCAAGGGAGACGGCUCGUUGGCCGACGACGAAGAAGAAGAAAUCGAAGACGAGUCCAGUUGGGUGCCGGAAAAAGGCGCUCCGGUUUUCACGCCGCAGGUGAAAAUCGUGCGGCGACAGUCCAGCGAGGUCGUCCCUCUAGAGAGUAGACUGGACGUUGAUGAAGAUGACCAGCAACAGUACUACAAAGAGACGCUUCAUUAUGACUACGAUUGUAACGAACCCAAGGAGAAAAUCUGUGAUGACGUGUGCAGUGAGAAGCUCAAACUGGCGUUGUGGACGGCGUCGGCCGCACUAAUUUUCCCCUUUCUGGUGUGGGGAGGGUACGCGCUCCUACCCUUUGACUCCCCGCUGAUGGGCAGCGCCCCCCACAGGGUAGUUUACACAUUGCGCUGCGCCGUCUUUGCCUCGGUGCCAGUAAUGCUAGGUGUGGUGGUGCAGGGUGUGGCCAGAAUUCGCUACGGUGAAGUGAAACCGCGUUUCCAGAACCCAUCGCCGAACCAGAAGGUGUCGGUGCACGCGCAUUACGUCAGCCAAUCGGUGGGGCUCUUCCUCUUCUACUUCCUGCAGCUGGCUGUCUUGGCGUCUUACGUCAGCCACGACCUCAUCAAAAUGGUGCCGCUGCUCAGCGUCAUUUUUGUCUUCGGAAGGUUGAUCUACUGGCUGUGCUUGUCGCUAGGCAGCAGCGUCCGCGGCCUCGGCUUCGGCCUGUCCUUCUUCCCGAUGUUGGUCAUGCUGGCCGCCAACAUCUACUACGUCUCCUCCUCGACGGGAACGGAGUCCGUCUUCGACGUGGAGCCACCCACCACGGCCCCUCCGCCCCAGCAGCGCUGGUGGGGCUGA